Tuber aestivum (summer truffle) is the source of this 4574-nucleotide messenger RNA. The record is from the annotation of a GenBank genome assembly. Lineage: Eukaryota; Fungi; Ascomycota; Pezizomycetes; Pezizales; Tuberaceae.
AAUUGCCUCCCCCAUCACCAGGACCCGGAAUCGAUUAGAUACUGAAUCCCUCGGGAGCGCUCCUUCUCUCCUAACCAUCCACUUUCUGGCCCCUCGUUCGCUCUUUCACCAGGGUGAAGAUGCGACUUGCUUCACCGGCGUGUCAACCAAUCACUAGACGUAUCGUCUAGCCUCAAUCUUUUUUUUGGCCGACACCUAUGAUAUUAGGUUGCGCUGCACGACACCCCUUCCUUUACCCACGAGCCUUUUAUUUUUAUCUAAUUGCCCCGAGGGACUUGCAGUUUACAGAAAAUAGGCGACGGCACUACUAUUCUGUUUAUCCACCCUCGAUUCCAUUGCAUGGCUACUUCAUCCAUUAGGAAGUUGGACCCGGACCAGUUCUCUGGACAGAGAGGUGCCCACUUUAUUUCUAACGAUUUCCCUUCUGAUAUCCAUCGACUCGGUGGGUCUCUGGAUGGUGUGGCGCGUUCAUCGCAUCAAGACGAUUCCACCUCUUCCGACGACUCUCAGCCUUCCGGUCGACAAAUGUCUGUGGAGUAUGAUGAAUUGGAUGGCGACGAGGAGGUGUCGGUGUCUGGGGAUGAUGUUGCCCCGAUUCACAAUGGGGGGUUUUCCUCUUGGGCCGGGUCGGGGAGGACGGGAAAUGGUGUCCGCUCCUUGCCCUAUCCUGUUUCCGAACCUUCCGGAAGAAUGUCACCGGAAGGCGUGGUUGAUCGGUCAUCACUACAAAGGCCCUCUGCCCCCAUCCGAGUACCAUCGCAUACCUAUGCUCCCGGAUUACAGCGUCACCCAAUGAAUAUGGCAAACGAGCGCUCGAGGCAUAGGUCUUCAUCGGCUAACCGGUCCCGCCGGGAUCCCAGCGCACUCUACCGGUCCCAGGAAAAAGCCUACGUACAGCGCUUACGCCAGGAUCCGAGCAGCGACUAUUUCAGCUCUGGUCCCGGUCUCCUGGGCUCUUAUCAGCAUGAGUUCGAGAUGGAGGAUGAGUCUCCUUCCGAGGUUCACUUUGGGGAUGAUAUGUAUGAUGGGGAUACGCUAUUGCUCUACGGUCACGACGAGAUGGAACCGUCGGCGGAGGAACUCAAGAUUCCCGAGAAUAGGGAGCGCCUGGAGUGGCAUGCUAUGCUUGCAUCAGUUUUGAUGGGGGAUGUGGUUAAACAAGAGAAGAAGCGGUUGAUCGGUAAUACUGAAGAGAAGGAAGAUGUAAUCAUGAGGACUGAGCUCUUCAUCGGUUUGAGGGCGAAAGUGUGUGGCCGGUCAAUCCCGGCCCAGAGGAGGAUUUUGGAGGAGGGUAGGGCAAAAGUGGAUGCGCUUAUUGGUGAUAUUAUUCGCUUUGAGAUACAGGGGAAGGACAAAACGGAAAAGAGCCCAAGAGAGCAAGUCCAGGGCAUCAUUUUGAGAUGGGAGAAAUGCGAGCAGCUAUGGCCCACCCGGGCAGCAUUGAUGGAUUCUAAGCCGGCUUGCGCUUCCCCACCCUUCACGGCAAGUUGGGACGCGCUCGUCGCCUGGAACAAUAUCACCGAACUGAUCAAUACAGAGCUCAAAAUCCUUCAAAAUUGGGUUGGGAAUGUUGACCUGGAUUUUGCCCGACAGAAUGUUAACUCCGCAAGCGAUGUUUCCAGCAUUGAUCGGGAGUCAUCGUUCCUGGAUCGGAUUUUGAAGGAGGAUAGCCUGAAGUCGUUGAUCGGGGAGAGCAACAUGCUACUUGGCUUGAGGAGUGUAAUUGGCAAGGCGAAGAAGACUCUGAUCGAGUAUGCUGAGGCCUUUGAGAAGCGUCAUUUACCACCAUAUGUCGAGGAGCUGCUGGUGCUCAUUGGAUUUCCAACAAGGCUUAUUGAGGAGGUUGUCGGCAUGCGUCUCAAGUAUGCUGAAAACAUGAGGGAGCCGGUGUCAAUGAUGACGGACCAGUUGAUCAUGCAAUUCCAAUCUGUCCUCCGGCUUGCUGUGGAGAUUAAGCAGCAAUACAUGGUGAUUUCGGAGCCGGAGCCUGGUUGGGAUCUUCCUCCCUGCAUGGACGAAAACUUCGAGCAAGUAGUGUUACAUGGUCUGAGGUAUUACUUCAGGCUUAUCGGCUGGAGGAUCGGGUCCAACAAGAAUACCUUUAAGGAGGCCGAAAUCCUUGAGACGGAGUGGCAUUUCUCCAAUGAUAUUGGUCGGUAUAUAGAGGGGGGUGAUGUUGAGGUUGCCGAGCAGUUUAGGUACGCCGUGGAGACUGCGUAAGGAUCGCUGCAACUAGCUGACACAAUGUAGUUCCUUAACGAGCAAAUUACUUAGUAGAUUGAUGGGCCAUUUCGAGAAGGAGUUGCAGAAACCUCCGGAGGCUAAAGGAGAGGAUAUCAGCAAGCGGUAUAAACAAAUUUUAGAUUCCGUUCGUGUGCGGCAGCGUAAAUUAUUCCGUUUUGCGAGGUAAAGCCCCCUCGCCCCCUAUUCAAAGCACCCGCUGAUCCUAUUUUCCCCUCCAAGACUUUUGAGCCAGCGUUUUGAGAAUGCGAGCGAGUACAGCGUUGAAAAGUAUAAACUUAAAGGUUUAGUCGAUUCUUUGAUAGAGUCGGGCCACUUCUUGGUAUACACUGCUAGUGUAGAACAUGAGGGAGUAUAUUUGGUGGCGGAUCCAUCUUUGCACGGCCGGCCGCAUGAGAUCCAAUCGAUCCUCCGGACAUGUUUUCACGACGAUGUCGUCCGAGAGGAUCCGUCUUGCCCAUAUGUUCUGGUCAUCUGUCCCCAGGACCAGCUACUCUGGGAUGGGCUCAUUUCGGACAUUGAUAUGAAGGAGCCGAUUGUGGACAUCAAGCCCGGAAGGCUCCGUUUGGUAGCGGACGGUUCCCAAACGAGACUAGCAAACGCUCGGCUUUCAUUUUCUCACUCAACGAAUCACAGCCUUGACAUUCUGAUCGAGCAGAGAGCUAAUCUUCCACGCGUCAACCAGGAGUUGAUGAAGAUCAAGAAGACCACCUACAGACUGUCGAACGCCAUUAUGGAUAGCGUGGAAAAGAUCCGGGGGCAGACCGCAGGGCUGGGUUGCCAGGAGCUUAUCCAGACCUGUUUUGCCUUCGCGACGGAAUUUGGGCAGCGUUCCGUGCUUUACAUGGACAACAACCGAAAGGCGAUGAACAAUCUCAAGCUCACUCGUCUCGCUAUCGACUGGGUCAGCUUCAUAUGUGAUGACUGCGUUGCGUCCAACCGUGUGACCUUUCGAUGGGCUGUAAAAGCGCUAGAAUUUGCUAUGGUCAUGACCCGCGGCCAGAACAUCCUCUCCUUCAGCGAGGUAGAGUACGAGCGAUUAAGGUCCAAAGUCGCUGGCUGCAUGUCACUCUUGAUCUCGCAUUUCGACAUCAUGGGCGCUCGUUCAACGCUCGCGGCGCAAGCUGAGAAGCAAAAGAUGGAGGUGCUUGCUGGCCAAGUUAAGAUGGACAUGGGUAAACUCCUUGAAGAUAGCGAAGCCGCCGACCGCAUACGGGGGGAAUGGCUCCGCCAACUAGCCGACAUCGACAACGCCCGCAAGGGCCUCCUCAGCGAGCGACAAGCCCUCGGCCGAGUAUUAGACGACAGCAACCAGACCGAUCGAUCCCUAACCUCCCUAUCAAGGUCCUCCUUCUCGAACGUCUCCCUGCGCUGGCAACAGGGCCAAUUCGUCGGCGGCGGGACCUUCGGCACGGUGUAUGCGGCAAUGAACCUAGACUCGGGCUACCUAAUGGCGGUCAAAGAAAUCCGCCUCCAGGACCCACAAGUAAUCCCACAAAUUGCAAACGCCAUCCGUGAGGAAAUGCAGGUGUUGGAACUCCUCGACCACCCCAAUAUCGUCCAAUACUUCGGCAUAGAGGUGCAUCGUGACAAGGUCUGCCUCUUCAUGGAGUACUGCUCCGGCGGUUCCCUAGCCGGUCUCCUCGAGCAUGGCCGUAUCGAGGACGAGACCGUCGUUAUGAUCUACACCCUGCAAAUGUUAGAGGGCCUCGCUUACCUGCACGAGUCGGGCAUCGUGCAUCGCGACAUAAAACCGGAAAACAUUCUGCUGGACCACAAUGGCAUAAUCAAAUACGUCGACUUCGGCGCCGCCAAGGUGAUAGCGCGCCAGGGGAAAACACGCCGUGGCGGCGUAGCCACUACCGCACGCACAAACCUGAGCUCGAUGACCGGGACACCCAUGUACAUGUCCCCCGAAGUGAUCAUGGGCUCGGACAAGGGCCGCCAUGGCAGCAUCGAUAUAUGGUCCCUGGGCUGUGUGGUGCUGGAAAUGGCAACCGGACGAAGGCCAUGGGCGAAUCUGGAUAACGAGUGGGCUAUCAUGUGGAAUAUCGCUGCGGGACAUCCACCGCAAUUGCCUGCGCCUGAUCAAUUGAGUGAGAGUGGCAUCGACUUCCUGAAGAAGUGCUUUGAGAGGGAUCCGGGGAUUAGGCCUUCUGCUGCGGAGUUGUUGCAACAUGAGUGGGUAUGUUUUGUCCCUUUACUUUCCUUUCAUUGCUUUCUCGGACGGGGACGGGAGCUAAUGGUGGGGGGCAUAGAUCUUAACAAUCAGAAGCCAGGUCAUCGAACCAUCCAUCUCCGUGAGCGAGACCUCGAGCGGAGUUAGCAGUCGG